Sabethes cyaneus is the source of this 1513-nucleotide messenger RNA. RefSeq names its product zinc finger protein 431-like. Lineage: Eukaryota; Metazoa; Arthropoda; Insecta; Diptera; Culicidae. Bases 102 to 1502 code for a protein of 466 amino acids. The transcript has a single exon. The record is from RefSeq and is a predicted model, not a curated record.
CAGUUACACUUCCGCUUGAAUGUAGCAUUUGCGGUGAAAAAUGUGGCGACAGUGAUGCUCUUCAUCGUCACAUUCGAUUGCAUUCGAAUGACAAAAAUGGUAUGAAUUGCUACAUUUGUAAACGACAGUUUCAAACUAAAAAAAUGUUAAUGCAACAUCGGAAGGUUCACCGUGUCAUACGGGUGCAUAAAUGCCCUGUCUGUGAAAAGAAAUUUAGUUGCUACUCGUCUUUGGCGAGGCAUAAGAUUACCCACUCUAACGAGAGGCCACACAAGUGUACCGUGUGUGAUAAACGGUUCAACCUAAAGAACACCCUGCGGAUGCACAUGUUUACACACUCGAAAGAACGGCCCCACUCCUGCGACCAAUGCGGUCGAUCUUACACCACCAGAAGUCUCCUUAAGAGUCAUACACGUACACAUACCGGGGAAAAGCCAUACGUUUGCGACAUUUGCAGGAAAUGUUUUUCCCACCCGGUUCAACUAAAGGACCACAAAGCCCUUCACGCUGGUGGUUCGGCACACAGUUGCAACAUAUGCGGCAAAAAAUACACAACGCUUAACUCUCUGCGCCGUCAUAUAGCCACUAUUGGUCCCAAUCAUAGGAAGGAAGUGAAAGCCGAAAACGAGUUUGAUAGACUGGUUAGAAUUGCGCUGGAUCAACAUGGAGGGAAAUCCUACGUAUGCGGCUUAUGUGGUAAAAAGUAUUCAGCAAAACAUUCUUUGAAAAGACAUCAUCAGUGGACACACACGGGGAAUCUGCCAUUCAAGUGUGACAUUUGCAACAUGUCGUUCGGCUCCAAUUGGCGAUUUAAGGAGCACACCAGACGGCAUUUAAUGAAGAAACAUUAUUGUAACAUUUGCGGUAGAAAAUUUGCCAUAGAAACAAAGCUUAUAAAUCACAUAAAAAAGCAUGAAACUCAAGCUAGAGAGUGUGAGCAUUGUGGGAAAAAAUUCAAAAGCAAUUAUCUGCUGAAGAGGCACAAAAUGAUACAUUCAAAACAAAUGAAAUCAAACAACGAUUCUACUACUACCAAGUGCCACAUUUGUGACAAGGAGUUUCGAACUGCAAGCUUACGCAAGCGGCAUCUUGUAUCGCAUCAAGCAGAACUGCCGUACAAGUGCGAUACCUGUGGUAAAGCGUUCACCAUUGCAAGUCAUCUGGCGAGACACAACCUUACGCACACCGGUGAGCGGCCUCAUAAGUGCGACAUCUGUGAUCGGGCUUUCACGACCAGCUGUGCCCUGGUUCGGCAUCGGCGGGUCCAUACCGGUGAGCGACCGCAUGGGUGCGACGUUUGUGGCAAAGAGUUUAUCUGCGGCUAUCAGCUCCGAAUACAUCGGUACAGCCAUUCGGGCCAAUGGCCGACCCAUUGUACGGUGUGCGGAAAGGGUUUCCUUAGGGCGAAGUUAAUGCAGAAACAUAUGCUAUCGCAUGGAGUCACGAUGCCACAGGACAAAUCAGCCAAGCGUGGUGAGGCAACCGACGGUAAAACUGGUUGAAUAUUUGUAGA